Molecule: messenger RNA, 1512 nt
Organism: Cladophialophora yegresii CBS 114405
Lineage: Eukaryota; Fungi; Ascomycota; Eurotiomycetes; Chaetothyriales; Herpotrichiellaceae
Exons: 1
Coding region: 1-1512 (503 amino acids)
Molecular function (GO): protein binding
Source: RefSeq, a predicted model, not a curated record
AUGACCUCAAACUUCGCUCCAGACUUCAAUCACACGGCCUUAGUACAAUGGCCAAGUUCGACGGUCUCACCGCAUGCUCCGAUCCUCCGACCCCUCCCGGCCGUGGGAAGCCAAAGUUCUGUAACGAGCCUAGCCGAUUUCGAGGAAGAGAGCCAGGAAACAUCUACGGCUGUUGUCAAAUGGUCUCGGUCAGAAUUCACUAUCUGUAGGCGAUGCUCACCACCGCAUUCUCAUCGGGACUUCGAUUUCAAUGAAUCAAUCGACUCUCUGGAGAACAAGUUCCCUCUGGCCCAGACGGAUUACCUUGAUAUGCGGACGUUUUCAGGUAACGCAAGACUUGAUGAGCACUUGAGCGCUGAACUCCAUAAACUCACUGCCAGCCAGUGGGCCGCGCCCUGUUAUAUGCAAUGCUCAAAGGACGCAAGGCGAGACGCGCUAGAGCGCAGCAAAGCACAUUCAAUGGAUGCUCUACAGUAUGCCCUGGAGCACAAUAAUGAGUUCAUUCUUCCGGCACUCAGCUGGGUGAUACUGGUAUUGGGACAAACCGAACGAAAGCAGCUACUGGCCCAUUUCCUCAGGGAUAGCUGCGCCCUCAUUGACAGGCAGCCUCGGGUGCGACGGAGCUUCACUUACGCCACACCCUUCCGCUAUGCCUGGGCCUGGGCGAGAGACGACGAGGAAGACAUGAACCGCGUUGGUGACGAUCUGGAGCGCUCGCACAUACAGAUCGGGCAGAUCUGGGGCACCGAGCAUCCGAAUUACUUUGUCAGUGGUUAUCUCUUUGCGUGGCAUCUGAUUCGCAAGGGCGAGUACGACAAAGCCAUUCGGAUGCUAACCGAAAGUCUACCGGUUUGCGAAAGAAGGAUGGGUCGACACGAUCUGCUAACUGUCAGUUGCCUGGCUGUUGUUUCUCGAGCACAUUCCGAGAUAGGGAAUCUCCGGUUGGCUGUCGAGUAUUGCCAGAGGGCGAUGGCGGCCACGGAAUUGCUUGUCGCCGACCAACAUCGCAGCGAAGUCCAUCAAGUCCAUCGCCCCGUACUGAAAAGGUUCAGCUUGGAAUUGCUGGAACGGCGUGCCUCUCUGACGCUCCACCUGCGUGACCACCUCAGUGCGGAGAAACAGAUGUGGCGAGUCCUCCACCUCCGUGGUCAUCUCGACGGCCUAGACAGUGGUGGCACUUGGAGUGCGGCCCAAAAGUUGGGGCCGAUGCUCGAGGGAAGAGGAUACACGGCUGCGUCGGAGAAACUCAUGAAUUUCAUCCGGGAGCGAUAUCGAUGGGAACAACUCAAUGCCUGGUACAGAGAGGAUGCAAAGACGCGGCAGCCUCCCCCGCAACCACCAGCUCCACCUUGCUGGUGGCCAUUCCGCCGCAAAGACGGGCAAAUGGGAUGUCCCGCAUGUCCCGACACCCAGCCCGAGGCUGAGCAAUCCUACAACUUCUCGACUCGCCGCAUCCAGUCGCGCCAUCAUCUGGAUCCGUGUUUCGGUAUGUUGUUGGAUACAGAGUGUUGA